GAGGGAGUUGCAGAAGUACGGCAAGUUCCCAAUUCAGUACCAAUUGCUACUUGCAUCGACGAAGUACUGUUAUUCUGAAAGAAAGCACUGCGAUUAAAGUGAAUAUCAACCAAUUAAAAGUCGUGUUAAUAUAUUUUAUUUUCAAAAAAAAAAAUCACAAAAAAUAACGUCUUAAAAAACAUCUUUAGCGGCAGCAGCAUGAUAUUUGGAAAACUUCAACGGUCCGUUACGGGGGCUGCAAAAACUCUGCGAGUAUGGCAGGUGCAUAGGGUUCGCAAUAUAACCGCUUACACCGGCACCAGUCUCACUGAACUACCUCCAAAUGCUGCGGCUUUCAUCAAGAACUCUGAAGAAAUGUGCCAACCCGACAAAGUUCACAUUUGUGAUGGAAGUAAUGUUGAAAAUCGAUGGUUAACAGAAAAAUUGGUGGCUCAGGGAACUCUAAGUCCUUUGAAAAAGUACGAAAACUGUUGGUUAGCCAGGACUAAUCCAAGUGAUGUUGCCAGAGUUGAGUCGAAAACAUUUAUUUGCACCGAGAACAAAGACGAAGCAGUUGUUGGUUCCCUGGGUAAUUGGAUUUCUCCAGAAAACAUGAAAACUGCAAUAAAUCAGCGAUUUCCAUCGUGUAUGAAGGGGCGUACGAUGUACGUGAUACCGUUUUCUAUGGGGCCAGUGGGUUCCCCGCUUUCGAAAGUCGGAAUUGAAAUCACUGAUUCUCCGUAUGUUGUUGAGUCGAUGCGUAUUAUGACAAGAAUUGGAAUCGAUGUCGUUCACCAAUUGCAGAAGAAUGCUGAAUUCGUGAAGUGUCUCCAUUCGGUUGGACGUCCUGAAAAUGGGAUUGUAGAGUUUCCUGCAUGGCCAUGUGAUCCAGCGCGAACAAUUAUCCUCCACAAACCUGAUGAGAACUUCAUAGCGUCUUAUGGCUCGGGUUAUGGUGGAAAUUCUUUAUUGGGAAAGAAAUGCUUUGCACUCAGGAUUGGGAGCACUAUUGCCAAGCGUGAGGGCUGGUUGGCUGAGCAUAUGUUGAUUUUGGGUAUAACGAACCCUCAAGGCGAGAAAAUCUAUGUUGCCGCAGCUUUUCCUUCAGCUUGUGGCAAGACAAACCUGGCCAUGAUGACUCCCACCUUACCUGGUUAUAAGAUUGAAUGUGUGGGGGAUGAUAUAGCUUGGAUGAGAUUCGAUGAAAACGGACAGCUUCGAGCCAUAAACCCUGAAUAUGGUUUCUUUGGGGUCGCCCCUGGAACUUCAAAGGAAACAAAUCCCAUAGCUAUGCAAACGAUCUUCAAAAACACGAUAUUCACAAAUGUUGCUUCCACCUCCGACGGUGGAGUGUACUGGGAGGGUCUGGAAAAAGAACACUCUGCAGAUGUUGCGAUAACAGAUUGGUUGGGCAAGCCUUGGACAAAGGGAAGCAGUAAGACACCAGCAGCUCAUGCUAAUUCUCGGUUCUGCACGCCAGCAACCCAGUGCCCCAUAAUUGACCCAGCGUGGGAAGAUCCCCGAGGAGUUCCAAUCAGUGCAAUUCUUUUCGGAGGUCGUCGACCGAAAGGCAUUCCCCUGGUGUAUGAGGCCCGGUCUUGGGCUCAUGGGGUAUUUAUAGGAGCAUCUAUGCGCAGUGAGUCAACAGCAGCAGCGGAACAUACCAAAAAGGUAAUAAUGCACGAUCCGUUUGCUAUGCGGCCAUUCUUUGGAUACAAUUUUGGAAAAUAUCUAGAACACUGGCUUAGUAUGGAAAACCGAGGUAAAGUUCCAAAAAUCUUCCAUGUCAACUGGUUCCUCAAAAACAAAGACGGCAAAUUCAUGUGGCCCGGUUUUGGAGAAAAUUCAAGAGUCCUUGAUUGGGUAUUUAGACGUGUGAAGGGGGAAAACUGUGCCAAAGAUUCAGCUAUUGGAUUUGUACCUUCCGAAGGAGCUCUCCGCACCGAUGGCCUUGAUAAUCUUCCCGAAAGCCUCGAUAAACUAUUUGAUCUACCAAAAGAUUUCUGGCUACAAGAAGUUAGUGAAAUAGAAAAAUAUUUUGAGACUGAAAUAGGCAAUCAUUUGCCAAAUGCUGUGACCAAAGAAUUGACUUAUUUGAAAGAACGAAUUUCAAAAAUGUAAUUAUAGAAAUUUAAGAUAAGAUUAUUAUUUUUUAAAAGUGUAAUAUUUUGCAUUUCAUAACAAAUACAAAAAUUUUUAAUUAAAAUAAAUGA
Molecule: messenger RNA, 2192 nt
Organism: Eupeodes corollae
Lineage: Eukaryota; Metazoa; Arthropoda; Insecta; Diptera; Syrphidae
Product: phosphoenolpyruvate carboxykinase [GTP]-like
Exons: 2
Coding region: 199-2100 (633 amino acids)
Biological process (GO): hepatocyte differentiation; cellular response to dexamethasone stimulus; cellular response to glucose stimulus
Cellular component (GO): cytosol
Molecular function (GO): phosphoenolpyruvate carboxykinase (GTP) activity; GTP binding; manganese ion binding
Source: RefSeq, a predicted model, not a curated record